This is a messenger RNA of Erigeron canadensis, 2244 nucleotides long. RefSeq lists its product as uncharacterized. The transcript is spliced from 2 exons. The coding region runs from base 1 to 2244 and encodes 747 amino acids. Lineage: Eukaryota; Viridiplantae; Streptophyta; Magnoliopsida; Asterales; Asteraceae. The record is from RefSeq and is a predicted model, not a curated record.
AUGGUGCGAACGAGGGCGAACCCGAAUGCCGAGGCUCAAAGAGAACAGGGCGGCCGUGGUAAUCCAAGAGGCGGCCGAGGAGGAAAUCAAGGAAGAGGUCGUGGGAAGGGUCGUGGUGGUUGGGGAGGUGCCGCGGGUCAUCUUGAGAUCCCCGACAUAGCUACUAUCUUUGCUGAGCAGUUGACCGCUUCCAUGCCAACUAUUGUGACACAAGUCACUGCUGCCAUGGGUAGAACUCAGGACCAGCCUCAGGGAGGAGCACCAGAAGCUGUACAAGAACCAGUGACGGUUGAACCAGAGGGAGCUAAUCCAGAGCAGGUAGUUCAUGAACAAGAGGAUUACGACCCAGAGGUUGAGUUUGUUGGAGAUGGUGUGUAUGUUGGUCCGAGACCAAGAAGGGUUGCUCGAGUUCAUGUUGUUGAUGAUGAUGAGACAGUGAAGGGGUGUACUUAUAGAGAAUUUUGCCAUUGUGGAAUACAAGACUAUGAUGGAAAGGGCGGUGCUAUGAAGUUUAUUCAGUGGUUGGAGAAAAUGGAGUUUGUGAUUGAUAUGAGUGAGUGUGUGCCACAUCAGAGGGUCAAGUAUGUAGUUGGGUCCCUCACUGAUAAAGCCUUGACUUGGUGGAACACUCAAUUGCAAGCUAGAGGAAGGACUGCUGCUGUAGCUAUGCCAUGGGAAGAGUUUAAAGGACUGAUGUUGAAGAAGUUUUGUUCGGAAGUGGAAGUUAGUAGGUUGGAAAGAGAAUUCGGAGAACUCAAGAUGACUAGAGCUGAGCACGCCAAGUACACUAGUCGAUUUGAAGAGUUGUCCAGGCUUGUCCCACAUCUAGUGACACCGGACUCCAAGGGAAUCCAGAAGUACAUCUCGGGCUUGAUCCCUCAGAUUAGACUGACUAUGGCAGGGACAACUCCUGCUACUAUGAAUGAAGCAGUGUUGAGAUCAGAGGCUAUUACCGACGAGUUGGUUCAAAGUGGAGUCUUGAGUAAGUCACGUGAGAAGAGGAAAGAUUGGGGGGAGACAAGCAAAUGGAGGGUUGACAAGAAGGAUAAGAGGGCCAAGCCGAGGAAAGUGUAUGCCGCGACUGAGAUGGUUCAGAAGGGUUAUGUGGGCCCGCACCCCCUAUGCUUUAAGUGUAAUCCACACCAUUUGCCAACAUCACCAUGUAAGACUUAUUUCAACUGUCAGAGGUUUGGUCAUCUUUCUAGAGAUUAUAGAGCACCACGAGUACAAGCAGCCCCACUGAAUGUUGCACCGUUGAAUGCCGUCCCACCUAAUGCCAGAAAUCUUCAAGCCCCAGCAACAGUGAACCGUAACCAGCUGCAGAUUACCGGUCCACCUCAACCAAGAGCAAACCAAGGUCAGCAAGCCAGAGGUCGAGUCUUUGCCCUAAAUGCUGUGGAAGCUGCAAAUGAUCUCAACGUCGUCAUUGGUACAUUUCUUCUGAACGAUGAUGUUGCUACUGUGUUAUUCGAUUCUCGAGCCGACUAUAGCUUUAUGUCCACUAACUUUCUGUGUAUCUUAAAUGUGCCAACCUGUUACUUGCAUGCUUGUUACGAGAUUGAGGUAGCCAGUGGUAAACUAGCUAGGCUAGACACGGUAGUGCCUAAGUGUGUACUUACUUUAGAGGGCUACUCGUUCUAUAUUGAUCUGAUUCCUUUCGGAAUGGGUAGUUUUGACGUUAUCAUUAGGAUGGAUUGGUUGUCCCGUGUGGAUGCAUCCAUCGUAUGCCACGUAAAAAUCCUUAGGAUACCUAUGAGUGACGGUCAUGUGUUAGAAAUUCAUGGCGAACGAACAGAAACUAUUGGCCGACACCUUAAGAGUGCCACCGAUAAGGUAGCCAAGAUUACUGACAUACCUAUCGUAUGCGACUUCCCUAAUGUGUUUCCUAAUGAUGUGGUGGGAUUACCCCCACCUCGGCAAGUCGAGUUUCGCAUUGAUCUUUUACCCGACGCUAUGCCAAUAGCGAAAACACCGUACCGUUUGGCUCCUUCCAAAUUGCAAGAACUAGCAGCACAAUUGCAAGAAUUACAAAAUAAGGGAUUCAAUCGACCGAGUUCUUCGCCUUGGGGUGCACCGGUAUUAUUUGUUAAAAAGAAGGAUGGGUCGUUUCGCAUGUGCGUUGAUUACCGCGAGUUGAACAAAUUAACCAUUAAGAACCGUUAUCCUUUGCCAUGUAUUGAUGAUUUGUUCGAUCAGUUGCAAGUCGCCAAGUACUUCUCUAAGAUCGACCUUCAUUUUGGCUAA